AUGGUCACGACACCAACCUUCUCUGGAUUGGGACCACCCGAGCAAUGUUUCUCAACGGAACUUAAGACCGGCCCUACUCCCCAGACUAAAAUGGUAGGCCACGACCAGAGCCACCAACCACGAGAAAUAUCUCCUGACAAAUCUGGCCGAUCAUCCUUCUCGUCAGUACGCGAGAACGAUUCGGAUCUCGCUCAGACCUUUACUAGCACCAAGGUAUCUUCCUACCUCAAAGAGGCUGAACAAGAAGACCAAGCCAUAGACGAUUUACCGUCACCUCUUGAUAUGGCUACAUGCACUAAGACGCAAUUCAGGCCACCGCUUACACAACCACACAGCAGACUGCAUGGCAACUGGCUGCCUGCUGUCGCUGCCGAUGGCUUCCAGGGAUGGAAGCAGAUUGGUGUUAAAGGCAAGACGGCGAGUAGAAGCUUCGGUGACUUACAGGCAUUGAGGAUAGUAUGGUCAGCGCCAGCAACUCAACCUAAGCCGAAGAGCCCUGGCCGACCACUACCCGGGCACGCUCCGAUUGAGCAACUGCCUCUUGAACUUCUGGGUUCUAUUAUUGAACACCUCAUCCUUGAUAUACCACCUAACGGCAUUUCUGCCCGUAAUGUGGAUUUGAUGUCACUACUAGUGACCUCGAAGACAUUGCACACGGCAACGCUGAAUGCCCUAUACAGGAACAUCACGAUUCCCCACUCAAGAAUCUUCCGAAAGUUCCUUAACCACAUUUCGGCAAACCAGGAGCUCGGCACUGUUGUUCGGCGCCUGGAUUUCAGCCAUUUCAACCCUCAGAUCUUCUUCUCGACUGCUUCGGAGCGGCUCACUACUCAGAACCUGACGCCUGAGACUCUAUUGAAAUGCCUCGAGCUUACUCCCUAUUUGAGGGAGUUCUUGGCACAGGAGUACAUUGAUGAGGAAAUCAGCGAGGGCGUUUUGAAGAAGCUCUUUUUCCGUCUCGAGAGACUCCAGGCUAUCGAUUUUACGGGCUGCCACGCAGCCCCGUUCAAGGAUGCCAUGUCGUCGCUCGUGGCGGGUGAGUGGCCGGAGACACUGUCAAUUUUGCGACUGUCUUUUCACAAAUGUACCAACCUACCAUCCGAGGUCUUUUCCACUAUGCUGCCCAGACUGGCUCAGUUAACCCAUCUGGACGUGGCUGGCACGCGCAUCACCGACGAGGCCCUCCUGUCAAUUCCGCACACGGCUAGGCUUUCUCAUUUAAAUCUGGCCAAGUGUAAGCUGUUGACAGCAGAAGGUGUCGUCGACUUCAUUACCAACCACCCUGCUGCUAAGGAACUCGUCUUUCUUAGUCUCGCUGCUGACGCUACAAGUCAUCAACUCUUGGAAGCGGAAGAUGUCACCGCUUUGCUCCCUCACCUGCCUGCGACGCUGCGCUCGUUGAGUCUAAAGGGUAGCAUCAUGGAUGCCACCCACAUCGACAUGCUACGUCCUUUGGCCAAGCACCUUGAGGAGCUCUCCUUGGGCAGACGGAUGAAGAUCAGCGAUGUUGAACGUAUCUUCAGACCCGAUGAGAAUGAUGACGACUACAGCAUGGAAAUUGAUUGGGUUCCACAUUCUCUCAAGUAUAUCGACCUUUCCGACUACACAACCUCUGAGUUGGACCUAAGCUCUCUUUUGAACCGGAGAACUUCGAUCCUGGAAAAGUACUCAGCGCCACUGGAGGUCGUCGAGGUCAGCGAAGACGCGUACAAGCGUCUGGCGAAAUCGUCGAGCGUCGAAAGAUGUGGCUGGACGGUUACGGAGUUUGGUAACCGGGCCUGGCUGGUACGGAAACAGGCAGCAGAAGAUGAUCAGAGAGACUCUGGUCUACGUUCAUGGAAAUCCGGUGCCUCUUUUUGGGGCAUGCGAAAGAUACCCAUGGCCAAGCAGGAAGUUGGUGGCAUGUACGGAUCGUACAUGUUCAAGCGAAAGUUGUGAUUUGAAACAUCGGGCCGGCGCCCUCUCCUCUCUCUGGGUUGUUCUCUGUUUCCCUCAUACGAUAUCCUAUGGCAUGCAAUCAUCUCUCUUCACUUUCUCCGCACCUUCUCGUUUUUAUUUUAUUUUCCUUGUCAAGUUUCA
Messenger RNA from Truncatella angustata, 2079 nucleotides. RefSeq lists its product as uncharacterized. The transcript is spliced from 3 exons. NCBI's taxonomy places the organism in Eukaryota, Fungi, Ascomycota, Sordariomycetes, Amphisphaeriales, Sporocadaceae. Bases 1 to 1938 code for a protein of 645 amino acids. The record is from RefSeq and is a predicted model, not a curated record.